CAUGGCAAAAGCCUUCACCUGCAUUCAUCAAAUAGAGAAGCUCCCCACCUGUUUGAGAAAACUUUUCUUUCUGAUAUUCACUCCUUUUCUUCUCCCAACCCUUUUGCCUCCUUACAACUCAUCUGAACCUUUCCUUCUUCCACCUCUCCAAAAAGCUUGACCUUCUCACAGCUCACAACAAUAGUACUCUUUAGAAGUAUUAAGACUACUAUAAAGUGGCAGAAGAAGAAGAAGAAGAAGAAGAAGAAGAGGGAUGAGAGUUGCUACUGUUGCUGAACUGAAGCAGAGCAUUUCAGGGAAGAGGACAUUGAGGCCAAGUAUGAACACAAGGCAUUCCAAUGAAUGGCCUCUUUCAGAGUUUGCAAGUGAUCUCACCAUUGAAAUCGGCUCAUCGACCUUCCCACUCCAUAAGUUUCCACUGGUUUCGCGGAGUGGAAAGAUUCGAAAACUUCUAUCUGAAUCGAAGGAUUUGAAGGUGACAAGAAUAAAUUUGCAAGGAUUUCCAGGUGGUGCUGAAGCAUUUGAGCUCGCUGCGAAAUUCUGUUAUGGAAUUAGCAUAGAAAUCACCCUCCAAAAUGUUGCCAUGCUUCACUGUACAGCUCACUAUCUUCAAAUGAGUGAAGACUUCUCUGAAAAGAACUUGGAGCUUCUCACUGAGCUCUACGUUAAGGAUUCAGUCAUGCCAAGCAUCAGAAAUUCGAUAACUGUCCUCCACCAUUGCGAAAACCUCCUUCCAGUUGCUGAAGAGAUCAAUUUAGUAGGGAAAAUCAUCUCCGGCAUUGCAUCAAAUGUAUGCAAGGAGCAACUGAGCUCAGGACUAUUGAAGCUUGAUCAAAGCCUCCCUCUAAAGCAAAUGGCAGCAGAGACUGAACAGCCUUCAGAGUGGUGGGGGAAGUCAUUGACUGUUCUAAACUUGGAUUUCUUUCAGCGUGUUCUAUCUGCAAUCAAAUCAAAAGGACUGAAACAAGGCACAGUUAGUAAGAUAUUAAUCAAUUAUGCACAUAGCUCUCUUCAGGGGCUCAUCAUAAAGGAUAUUGAAUCAUUGAACUCGAGUCUCUCAGAUUCUGAAACUCAGAAGAAGCAAAGGAUCAUGGUUGAAACUGUUGUUAGCUUGCUUCCAACUCAGUCCAGGAAAAGUCCUGUUCCCAUGUCUUUCCUCUCUGGUCUACUGAAGACUGCAUUGAUGAUAUCAGCUUCUCCAGUUUGCAAAGCAGACUUGGAGAGGAGAAUUGGGCUGCAGCUGGAUCAAGCUAUACUUGAAGAUAUUUUAAUUCCUGCAAGCUCUAAUGGCGACGGGAAUAAUCAGUUGUAUGAUACUGAUUCUGCAAUGAGGAUAUUUUCGAUCUUUCUGAAUUUGGAAGGGGAGGAGGAGGAAGGGAUUCAUUUCAGGGAGAGGGAUGGAUGUUACGAAUAUGAUAGUCCUAGAUCUCCAAAGCAUAGCUUAAUGCUUAAAAUUUCGAAACUUAUGGAUAGCUAUCUCGCAGAGGUUUCCCUAGAUUUAAACUUAACGGCAUCAAAGUUUAUAGCACUUGCAGAGUUGCUUCCUGAUCAUGCAAGGUUGGUUACUGAUGGACUAUACAGAGCUGUGGAUAUCUUCCUGAAGGUUCACCAAAACAUCAAGGAAUCAGAGCGAUACCGCCUCUGCAAGGCCAUUGACAGCCAGAAGCUUUCUCAAGAGGCAUGCAGCCAUGCCGCGCAGAAUGAACGGCUACCAGUCCAAAUGGCAGUUCAAGUCCUCUACUUCGAACAAAUCCGGCUUCGAAACGCCAUGAAUGGAAACCAUGAAAAUCUCUUCUUUGGAUCUGUAAACAGCCAAUUUCCCCACAGAUCUGGAAGUGGAGUAGGGAGCGGUGCGAUAUCACCAAGAGAUAACUAUGCUUCAGUAAGAAGAGAGAAUAGGGAACUGAAGCUUGAGGUUGCUCGAAUGAGAAUGAGACUUACAGACUUGGAGAAAGACCACGUCUCCAUGAAGCAAGAGCUGGUCAGAGCCAACCCGGCCAACAAAAUACUGAGAUCAUUUGCUAAGAAGCUGAGCAAGCUGAAUUCUUUGUUCAGGAUGAGUACUAUCAGACCUCUGAAUGCAAAGGCUUCUCAAGAUGCCAGAUUCCUUCUUCAGAAACGGCGUCGGCAUUCCAUCUCCUGAGCUUCCAAAAACUGUUUCAGGUUCAGUGCUGGUGUGUGAACAUACUAUUCUUCGUUUUGGUUUUUUGGUUUGUGGAGUUGGAUGAAUCUGGCUAAGUGUUUUGUUUGUGAAGGAGAAGCUGUUUCU
This is a messenger RNA of Dendrobium catenatum, 2269 nucleotides long. Its product is annotated as BTB/POZ domain-containing protein At1g03010. Gene Ontology annotation, molecular function: protein binding. The transcript is spliced from 4 exons. NCBI's taxonomy places the organism in Eukaryota, Viridiplantae, Streptophyta, Magnoliopsida, Asparagales, Orchidaceae. The coding region runs from base 254 to 2143 and encodes 629 amino acids. The record is from RefSeq and is a predicted model, not a curated record.